AUGUUUAGUGAAAUGAAGAUCAACUGGGCAACGUCGCCCGGGUCGCAGGGCAAAGUCGACACAAGCAAACACUACCACAUCUUCGUCGGUGACCUCAGCCCAGAGAUCGAGACCCACACCCUGAGAGAGGCCUUUGCACCCUUCGGAGAAAUAUCAGACUGUCGUGUGGUUCGCGACCCACACACCCUCAAGUCCAAGGGUUACGGAUUCGUUUCCUUCGUUAAAAAAGCGGACGCCGAGACCGCCAUCACCAACAUGAACGGACAGUGGAUCGGUUCACGCAACAUCCGAACUAACUGGGCCACACGCAAACCGCCAGCGCCCAAAAAUAACGACGCCAAUCAGAAACCGCUGACCUUCGAUGACGUGUACAACCAAUCGUCCCCGACCAACUGCACCGUCUAUUGCGGAGGAAUCACAAACGGCCUCUCAGAGGAACUCAUGCAGAAAACCUUCGCGCCUUAUGGACAGAUACAGGAGAUUAGGGUCUUUAAGGAUAAGGGCUACGCUUUUGUCAGGUUCUCGACGAAGGAGUCAGCCACCCACGCCAUCGUGUCUGUCCACAACAGUGAGAUUAACGGUCAGCCCGUCAAGUGCUCGUGGGGCAAGGAGUCCGGCGACCCGAACAACACCCCCGUCACAACUCAGGUCAUGACGCUCACCGAUGUGUCCGAAUGCUUGUCUUUGCAGCCGCUGCCGGGGUCGCAGUACCCGUACAACUACGCCGGCCAGAUGGGCUACUGGUACCCUCAGGGCUACCCAGCUCAGGUGCAGGGACAACAGUUCCUCGGCAUGCAAGGAUUCGCCUACGGACAGUAUGGCUACCAGCAGGGGAUCGCGGGCAUGGCUGGAGUCCCCACCUGGCAAGGCGUCCCGCAGCCACAGCUUCCCACCGGCCAGAUGGCUCAGCUGCAGCAGCCGGCAUCUAUGGUGGGCGCCUACCCCGUGCAACAAUUCCAGCUGUCGAGUCCCUACCUCCUGGGCAGCACCCCCGGCACCUUGGUGAGUCCUGGCCCGCACCCCGGCCGCCCACCCCGCCCGUGUCCCGUGCCCAACCGCAUACCCCGAGGGGAACAGCAGAGGGCUAAAGGCCACUCACUCACACGGUGUCUUGACCAGCCCUCAGCCGUAGCUUCCUUUGCACGAGAGUGA
Penaeus indicus is the source of this 1152-nucleotide messenger RNA. Its product is annotated as nucleolysin TIAR-like. NCBI's taxonomy places the organism in Eukaryota, Metazoa, Arthropoda, Malacostraca, Decapoda, Penaeidae. The transcript has 10 exons. Gene Ontology annotation, molecular function: RNA binding. The coding region runs from base 1 to 1152 and encodes 383 amino acids. The record is from RefSeq and is a predicted model, not a curated record.